AAAAGCAAAGGCCGAGAUGAUCCUUGACGUCGCUGAGAGAUGACGCGAGUCAUACACGGGGAAAACGAAAGUCGCUCUUCUUUCCCACGUGUCGCACAGCGGCGGGUGGCGGACAGUGGUAGCUGGCUGGCUUUGCGCGCGCACACCCCCUUUCCCAGUCCCUGGGAGAAGGGGAACUGGAGCGAGGGGAAUCCUGAGAGCGGCCAAGGAUGGAGCAUCUGCGGCUCAGCCUGGUGGCUCCGCUGCAGCUGAUAACGCAGAGGAACGAGGGGAGCAGCGGCGAGCUUAGGAGGUUCCUCGCCAAACAGAUCUGGAGUCAGCAGGACCGUCAAUGCAUUCUCAGUGCCUUAGCACAGUUAUUACUGGAUAAAGAAUCAACACUUCUGAUUGGCCGUCAGUUUCGUCCAAUCUUGCUUGAUUUGUUGGAAAGAAAUGCAGAGAUAAUUAAAUCUAGUGGGCAGAUCAACCAUGAUAUUCAUGAAAGACUCUGUGUGGCAAUGAGCAAAGUUAUUGGUGACCAUCCAGAUGUGAUGCCAUUUGCCUUGAGAUACUUUAAGGAUACUUCACCAGUGUUCCAAAGACUAUUUCUGGAAAGCUCAGAUACAAAUGUGGUUCGAUAUGGGCGCCGACGAAUGAAAUUAAGGGAUCUCAUGGAGGCAGCCUACAAAUUCCUCCAAAAAGACCAGGCUGUAUUCAGAGAGUUGUGGGACUGGAGUGUCUGUGUCCCGUUACUGAGGAGUCAUGAUACUUUAGUUCGAUGGUAUACUGCCAGUUGUCUUGCACUGGUUACAUGCAUGAAUGAUGAGCACCGGUUGUCCUUCUUGAAGAAGAUCUUUAAUCCAGAAGAGUUAAUACAUUUCAGACUUAAACUACUGGAAGAAUCACGGAUGCAGAAUGUUGAGUGUGCCCUUGUUUUGGCCAACCCUGACACACCCUUUUGGAAGAAAGAGGAGGUGUUGCGGUACACUCAGGGAGAACUUGUAUCUGCUGACCUCUCUUCAAAGGUAGUAGCAGUAUGUGGCAUUGUACUACCUAGACAACAGUUUGGACCAAGAGAAAAUCAGGAGACCAUCUCGAACCAGUUUGUGUUGGUGAAAUCCACCUGCACAAAUCUUCAAAAUCUUGCUAUGGCUGUAGCUUCACAAAACGCAGUGUUACUUGAAGGACCAGUAGGAUGUGGCAAAACAUCUCUGGUUGAGUACUUGGCAGCAGUUACAGGAAGGACAAAGCCACCUCACAUUCUAAAAGUCCAACUGGGAGAUCAAACUGACAGUAAGACCUUGUUGGGCAUGUAUCGUUGUACAGAUGUACCAGGGGAGUUUGUGUGGCAACCGGGGACCCUGACCCAAGCAGUCAGCAAAGGGCACUGGAUACUCUUGGAAGAUAUUGACUAUGCUCCUUUGGAUGUGAUCUCUGUAUUGAUUCCCCUUCUGGAAAAUGGAGAAUUGUUGAUUCCUGGGCGAAGUGAUUGUAUAAAAAUAGCUCCUGGAUUCCAUCUUUUUGCAACCAGAAGAGUCUUCAGUUCUGGUGGUGGUUGGUACAAACAGCAAAAUAGCCAUGCAGCUCUUCUGGGAAAAUACUGGACAAAAAUUAGGCUGGAUAAUAUGCCUAAAGCUGAACUCAGAGAAAUUCUUCAAAAGAGUUAUCCUAAACUUGGUGUAGUAAUGGAUUGCUUGUUAGACAUUUAUGUUGAGCUUACUGGUGAUAAACAUCUAGCAGAAACCCAUAUUGCAGGCGAUGAAAACAUAAUGGAAGACUCAUCACACUUAACUGAAAAGAAAAGGCUGAGCUUAGAGGGCAGAGAGUUAUCUCUGAGGGACUUGCUGAAUUGGUGCAACAGGAUUGCUUACAACUUUGAUAGUUCUUCGUCUACCGCACUGAAUAUUUUUCAUGAGGCAUUAGACUGUUUCACAGCUAUGCUAUCGAAGCAAGGAAGUAAAUUGAAGUUGGCGGAAGUCAUUGGAAGCAAACUGAACAUUUCCAAGCAUAAGGCUGAAUACUACUGCAAACUUUACAAGCCAGAAAUUGCAAUAGGGGAGCAAGAGGUCUCUGUGGGAAGAGUCCAACUCUUUCGGAAGCCAACUCAUGCACUGCUUGUGCAAAGGAAAAAGCAGACCUUUGCUCCCACACGUCCAUCUUCAGUAUUAAUUGAGCAGCUUGCUGUUUGUGUUGACAAAGGAGAGCCUGUGUUGUUGGUGGGUGAAACAGGGACAGGCAAAACUUCUACUGUUCAAUACCUGGCCCAUAUUACAGGGCACCGUUUGAGGGUCAUCAAUAUGAAUCAGCAGAGUGAUACUGCAGAUCUCCUAGGGGGCUACAAGCCAGUGGAUAACAAACUGAUUUGGAUGCCCUUGCGAGAGUCUUUUGAGGAGCUAUUUGCACAGACAUUUUCUAGAAAGCAAAACCAGACUUUCUUGGGGCACAUCCAGACAUGUUACAGACAGAAGCGCUGGCAUGAUCUUGUCAAGUUGAUGCAACAUGUUCAUAAAUCUGCUGUUAAUAAGGAAUCUAAACAAAAUACAUCUGGCUCACCAUUGAAGGAAAAAUGGGAAGAACUUGGUAUCCGAUUGGACCAUGCCCGACAGCAGAUGAAAAUGACAGAAAAUGCUCUAGUUUUUGCAUUUGUAGAGGGCACCUUGGCACAAGCAGUGAAGAAAGGAGAAUGGAUUCUGUUAGAUGAGAUUAAUUUGGCUGCAGCAGAGACCUUAGAAUGCCUGAGUGGUUUACUAGAAGGAUUAUCCAGUUCAUUGGUGUUGCUAGAUAGGGGAGAUACAGAGCCCCUGGUACGUCAUCCAAAUUUUCGUUUGUUUGCCUGUAUGAACCCAGCUACUGAUGUUGGAAAAAGAAAUCUACCUCCAGGAAUACGGAACAGGUUUACUGAACUUUACAUAGAGGAGUUACAAAAUGAAGGAGACUUGCAGAUUCUGAUCAUGGAUUAUCUUAAAGGACUGAAUGUGAGCAAAAACAUAGUGCAAGGGAUCGUAAAUUUCUAUUUGUCUGUGAGAAAGGAGUGUGAAACAAAACUGGUAGAUGGGACAGGCCACAGGCCUCAUUACAGCCUUCGUACUUUGUGCAGAGCAUUGAGGUUUGCAUCAUCCAACCCAUGCAAAAGCAUACAGCGCUCUCUUUAUGAGGGUUUUUGCUUGGGUUUUCUCACCCAGCUUGACAGAAAUUCUUAUCCCAUUGUUCAAAAGCUAAUAUGCCAGCAUAUUCUGUCUGGGAACAUGAAAAACACCCUCAAGCAGCCCUUACCAGAGCCUAAAGGAGGGAGAAUGAUUAAGGUAGAGGGAUACUGGAUUUCAGUUGGUGACAAGGAACCCACUGUGGAUGAGACUUACGUGCUCACACCUUCGGUUAAACUUAACCUCAGAGAUAUUGUCAGAGUUGUAUCAGCUGGGACAUACCCAGUGCUGAUUCAAGGAGAUACUUCCAUUGGUAAAACCAGUUUAAUACGCUGGUUGGCUGCUGCAAGUGGGAACCACUGUGUUAGGAUUAACAAUCAUGAACACACUGACAUUCAAGAGUAUAUUGGCUGUUACACAUCAGAUGUAUCUGGGAAGCUGAUAUUUAAAGAAGGUGUCCUCAUUGAUGCUAUGCGAAAGGGCUACUGGAUAAUUCUAGAUGAACUCAAUCUGGCACCCACUGAUGUUUUGGAGGCACUGAACAGAUUGUUAGAUGAUAAUAGGGAGCUGUUCAUAACGGAAACCCAAGAAACAGUCAAAGCUCACCCAAGAUUCAUGCUCUUUGCUACACAGAAUCCUCCAGGGCUCUACGGAGGCAGGAAGGUAUUAUCAAGAGCCUUCAGGAAUAGAUUUGUGGAGCUGCAUUUUGAUGAAUUACCAAGUGCAGAACUGGAAACCAUCCUACACAAACGAUGCCAGCUUCCACCAUCUUACUGUAGUAAACUUGUCAAAGUCAUGCUAGAGUUGCAGUCUUAUCGCAGAGGUUCUUCAGUGUUUGCAGGGAAGCAUGGGUUUAUUACUCUUCGGGAUCUCUUUCGCUGGGCUGAAAGGUACCGCUUAGCAGAACAGACGGAGGAGGACUAUGACUGGCUUCAGCAUUUAGCAAAUGAUGGAUUUAUGCUUCUGGCAGGAAGAGUCAGAAAACAACAAGAAGUUGACGUUAUACAAACAGUCAUUGAAAAAAACUUCAAGAGAAAAUUGCAUCCCUCAGGUCUGUUCUCAGAAGAAAGUGUAAAGAAGCAAAUAGCUAACGCAUCUACAUGGAUGUCUGUAAUGGAGAAUGAGUUCAGUCACAUUGUGUGGACUCGAGGGAUGACAAGGCUUGCAGUUCUGGUAGGCCGAGCAUUAGAGUUCGGUGAACCCGUACUUCUGGUCGGAGACACAGGGUGUGGCAAAACCACUGUUUGUCAGAUGUUUGCAGAGUUAGCAAAUCAGAAAUUAUAUUCUGUGAACUGUCAUUUGCACAUGGAGACCUCUGACUUCCUGGGUGGGCUGCGGCCAGUCAGGCAGAGAUCAAAGGAUGAGGAGGAGUUCGAUGGUUCUAGGCUGUUUGAAUGGCAUGAUGGAGCCCUUGUGUUGGCGAUGAGAGAGGAUGGCUUUUUUCUCUUGGAUGAGAUUUCAUUAGCAGAUGAUUCUGUUCUAGAAAGACUAAAUAGUGUUCUUGAAAUGGAAAAGACGCUGGUAUUAGCUGAAAAAGCUAGUGAGGACAAUGAAGUAGAAUUGCUGACUGCAGGAAAGAAGUUUCGUAUUUUAGCCACAAUGAAUCCUGGUGGUGACUUUGGGAAGAAAGAGCUGUCACCUGCCUUGCGUAAUAGAUUUACAGAAAUAUGGUGUCCACAAAGUAACCACCGUAUGGAUUUAAUGCAGAUUGUAAAGCAUAAUCUUCAUCCAGGACUCUGUUUCACCAAACAAAAUGACAAAGAAACAGAUAUAGCAGAGCUCAUGAUGGAUUUCAUAGAGUGGCUGACUGAUCAAGAAUUUGGACAUCACUGUAUUCUCAGCAUCCGGGAUGUUUUGUCAUGGGUCAACUUCAUGAAUGCCGUGGCACGAGACAAACUAUCAUAUGCCUCAGAGGAGCACCAGCUUUUUAGCAUCUCUCCAGUGACGACAUUUGUACAUGCUGCAUGUCUGGUGUACAUAGACGGAAUAGGUUCAGGCACAAUGUCCUGUUCAGCUGGCUCAGCUGCUUUGGCUCGUGAAAAAUGUCUGCAACAUUUGAAUGGAAAAAUCUCCCAAAUAAUGCAACUCACUGACAGUCAGAAGGAUGAACUGAACAUUUAUGACCCAAAGAGAGAGAGGGAAAUUGUUUGGUUGGAGAACUAUAUAGGAAUCCAUCCAUUUUUUAUACCAACAGGUCCUCUUUACCAGAAGAACAAUGUCUCAGACUAUGCUCUAAGUGCAGGAACUACAGCAAUGAAUGCCCAAAGGUUAUUACGGGCCUUGCAGCUUAACAAGCCCAUUCUCCUAGAAGGCUCUCCAGGUGUCGGGAAGACCAGCCUAGUAGCAGCAUUGGCAAAGGCUUCAGGAAAUUGCCUUGUUCGAUUCAAUCUUUCUGAGCAAACGGAUGUCACAGAUUUGUUUGGCACAGACCUGCCUGUUGAAGGAGGCAAAGGAGGGGAAUUUGCCUGGCAUGAUGGGCCUUUGCUUGCAGCAUUGAAAGCUGGACAUUGGAUUGUAUUAGAUGAGCUGAACUUGGCUUCCCAGUCAGUACUAGAAGGCCUGAAUGCCUGUUUUGACCAUCGGGCAGAGAUUUACAUUCCUGAGUUGGGGAUGAGCUUCCACGUGCAACACAAGACAACAAAGAUCUUUGGAUGCCAGAAUCCCUACAGGCAAGGAGGUGGCAGAAAGGGGCUGCCCAAGUCGUUUCUGAACAGAUUCACACAGGUUUUCGUGGACCCACUCUCAGCAGCAGAUAUGGAGUACAUUGGAAAUACCCUGUUUCCUGCCAUCGGCAAAAAAAAUAUUGCAAAAAUGGUUGAAUUUAACAAAAAGAUUGAUCAAGAGGUUAUGACUGAGAAGAAGUGGGGGCAUAAAGGUGGACCUUGGGAGUUUAAUCUUCGUGACCUGUUUCGAUGGUGUCAGCUAAUGCUUGUUGACCAAUCACCUGGCAGUUAUGAUCCAGGGCAGCACAUGUUUUUGAUAUACGGGGAAAGAAUGAGGACAAAAGCAGACAAGGAGAAGGUAGUGUGUCUAUUCAAGGACAUUUUCAGCCAGAAUUCUAAACCAUAUAUAGGAUCCAGACAGUUCCACAUCACUCCUUAUGACAUUCAGGUUGGUUUCUCAAUCCUCUCCCGUGCCAACUAUGUUCCUCCUCCUGGCAGAAACCUGUCACUGCUCCACCAUUCACUCCAGCCCUUGGAAUCUGUCAUGAAAUGUGUGCAUAUGAGCUGGAUGGUAAUAUUGGUAGGCCCUGCAGCUGCUGGUAAGACCAGCUUAGUUCAGCUUCUGGCGUAUCUCACGGGUCAUCAGUUGAAGAUUAUGGCAAUGAACAGUUCUAUGGAUACAACAGAGCUGUUAGGUGGAUUUGAGCAAGUUGAUAUCAUUAGGCCAUGGAAGAGCUUGCUGGAGAAGGUGGAGAACAUUGUAAGUACACUGCUAAGAGACAGCCUCCUCCUCACUGCUAUCUGUCCGGAAGAUGCUGAAAUUGUGCUGCGUGCCUGGAGCAGUUUUGUUCUUAAUUUCAAGCCCAAGUCUCUUGGGGAAGGGGAUCAAAAUAUAACCAUCGAACUAGUGAAUAAAUUGGAGGGAGUUCUCGCACUGGUCCAGCGACUGAAUAACAAGAUCAGCUCCUACUCAAAGUCAGAGUUUUCAAGACUAGUGGAAGAAUUUCGCCAUUUCAAACUGCAGGCUAUUCAGUUUAUGAAUAGCAGCAACCAUGGCACUUUUGAAUGGGUUGAUGGGAUGUUGGUUCAGGCUUUACAGUCUGGAGACUGGCUUUUGAUGGACAACGUUAACUUCUGCAGUCCUUCUGUGCUGGAUCGCUUGAAUGCUCUGCUUGAACCUGGGGGAGUCCUUACCAUGAGCGAAAGAGGGGUAAUAGAUGGUGUAACCCCCACUAUCACUCCUCAUCCCAAUUUCAGGCUUUUCCUUUCAAUGGAUCCUUCACACGGGGAAAUAUCCCGAGCCAUGCGGAAUCGUGGAAUUGAGAUAUAUGUUCCUGGAGACAGUAAUUCACUGGAUCCUCAUGAUGUGAAGCUGCUGUUGCAUGGAUUAGGCUUGCUGGGAAGUAGCACAUGUGAUGCACUCGUCGCUGUGCAUACAGAAGCUAAGGAAAGCAUAGCAGGUUCUACUUACACGCUGUCCUCUUUGAUUAAUGCCGCAACACUAAUUGUGCAGCAGUUGCACGGAGGAUUUGGCUUAGCAAAGAGCUUCUAUAAAGCAUGUUGGGACGUCUAUGUCUGUACACAACAAUUGGAAGACAAUAAAAAGCUUGUGCUGGAGUUGAUAAUGAAGCAUGUUUCAGUUUUGGAUUCAGAUGAAACCAGGGGUGCUUCCCUCCUUGCCUUAGGAUUGUGGCCAGAUUCUGCAUCCGGUGCUUUGUUUGCAGCAGAAGAUUCUCUCCUUUCUACAGUUCAUAAUGAUGGUCAGGUCCUGGCAUAUUGCUUGAACAGACUGAAUCUGAAAAACAGCAGGACACUCCCUCUUACUAUACACGACUUUGAGAAAAUUCUGCAAUCUGCUAAUCCAGAUUGUCUCAAAUUCAGUACAGUUGACACUAGUGCUUCAUGGGCAGAUGACAUGGAGGUCCUUUCUGCAGCAGUUAAAUUAUUCAUAGAGAAGGCAACAAAUCAGGACUGGACACUGAGAGUUGGGUGGCUUAAUCAGUUAAAAAAGAAUUUGCCGGAAGUACCUGAUUCGGUAUAUACUGAGCUGGAAGCUGGUGCUGCAUCUCUGAAUAACUUCUACUUCAGUCCCCUCUCAGGUGCAAUCAGUAACGUAAUAAAGAUGCUACAACCAAAUAUGACGGAUGAACAUGUGAUUCCUAUGGAUCCAAGAUGGAACAUGCAGUGUUUGGAUAUCAUUAGCAAUUCUGCAGAUUUUGAAGCAGAAGAGCACUCAGAUCAGCUCCUUACUCUACUGAAAACACUUUCAAAUCGGGCGAUACUGUUUCUGGACCGGGAGAAAAAAAGCUAUGUUGAAAGGAGCUUAAUUAAUACCAAAAAGCCAAGAACUAGUGCUUUGAGGAUAUCGCUAGAGUUCCAUAAAGAUCCUGGCAGCCACAACCCACUCCCGCAUGCUAUUGUGGCAAACCUUGCUGGCUUUUUUGAACUCUGGGAUGCCUUCGUGUUGAACUGGGUGAAGUCUACUCAAGGGGCUGUUUCUGAUGAAAAAAUGAAUGAAAUACUGCACUGCUUAUUGUGGCGUGACAGGUUUUGGAUAACAUCUGACAUGGUGGCUGUGGAUUCUUCUGGCUUGGCACUUCUGUCUCUUCACUGGUACUGGGUUGUGAAACAUUUAAUCAGCAAAGCAACUAAGUUACUGAGUACAUAUGAGCAGCAAAAGCUUCCCAAGGAUAUUCAGUCUGUCUCGCAGCAAAUCCAGGCUUGUCUAGCCAGUCCUGCUGGUAUGUCUGCCAGCAUUAAGAAACUGCAGAAGUCUUUGGGAAAGCCUCUUCCAUUCAAGGAUAUAGGAGUGGUGGAUGCUGCUGCUCAGCUGAGGAGACUCUCCAAAGCACUCAGUAUCCAGGAGCUGAAGCCUGCUGUUGGGGAUGGUCAAUGGCAGAAGGAGGUCUGUGUUCUGAAAACUGCUGCCACAGAGUGGAAGAUCAAGACUGCAUUGCUUCAAGCUCAAGGCCUUAUUCUCAGAACCAGUCAUCUGAAGGGUAUAUGUUCAGAUGAAUUGUGGACUCUGGUGAAUCUCCAGCAUUCAAAGCUGAAGGAAAGAGGCGUCUUGAUUGAGCCUCUUGAAGAAAAGCCUGCUGAAGACAAACAGGCGGACUCUACUUUGUUAACUCAGCUCUGUAAUAGGGUGCAACUGUGGCCUGCAGUGGAGUAUCUAGCUGUGUUAUGGCAGUACAAGCUAACCACCGAUUGCAUUGCUGAGGCUUCCUUGCAAAGGAAUGGUAGCCAUCAGCAGUUAAGCAUAUGUUCAGAAAUAAGGCAAUUUAUUGCUUUUUGCCUUAAGUUUACAUCAUUCACCUCUCAACAGCUUCAAGGACUUUAUUAUCUGCUGGACUUUCAUAAGGUCUCUACAGAAGAAAUUUAUCUCUUGUGGUCAGAAUUGGUGAGUGCUGCUUUAGAAGCAUUCUGGAGCAGUACGGUUACCACAAAUCCAGAGCGCUGGCUGUCCUGGCAGACGCUAUACGUGGAAGAGAAGAAGAUGCCCAAAUCUCUCAUGGACUAUUCUGUUCAGGGUGUGGGUAUUUUGAGUCGAGCAGUUUUCUCCAAGUGCCUCUCUGAAAUUCUAACUAACAGCAGCAAGUGGAGCCAGUGGGAUGUGACCGGCCUUCCUGUCCUGUCAGCCUCCAAUGUCACCUUGGGAGAGCGGCUGGAGAGAGCACAGCAGCUUCAGGAACUCAGCACGGUUCUGUGGACCAACUUGCCCUUUUCUUCCAUGGCUGAAUUCAGGGUUAUAGAUUCCAGGUUCCAAUGUGUAAUGUUACAUAAGCAACUCGUAGCUCUUAAAGGCCUUGUUCCAGUAGAACAGCAAGAGGAAUAUCUCCAAAACUGUAAUAAGGUUUCCUCCAAGAGCCCAGCAGCUUUUCAAUAUAUUUGCAAAGUCCUGAGAGAUGCUGCUGCUCAGGACCUAUUGCCUGACCACAUCUUCUGCAUCUGGCUGACUUGUUUGCAGCAGUUUUUUGGGCAUGAAGGAGGACCCCAGAACUUGCCUGAAACAGCUCGGCAAGGCAGUCUCUGGGUAAAUCUAGGCCUUCUGCAGAUCCAUCUGUGGCUUCCACAGACUCAGUUUGAUCCUGCGGCGAAAAGAGAAUAUAAGCUGAAGUAUGCAGAGGAAGAGUUGCACCAUCUAGAAUGUGAAUGGAAGACGCACAAUCUGUCAACUCAAUUAUGCACAGGGAAACACCUUGAGGAUGAAACGAUCAGCAGUCAUGGUCACCCUCAUAUUAGGAUGUUAUGCCAAAGAAUACAGAAGCUGAAGGAUCAAAUUGCCAGCCUUAGCCAAAAGCAAGCCUAUAGACCGCAGGUUCCUUCGUAUGAGUUCUUGUACAAGGAAGUUCAUCAGUAUGUCAGCAGCAUUGCCCAGACUUCAAAAGUCCAAGGCCUCGUAACUCGCCUUCUGCAGUUACUUCAUUUGGAUACGUCCCACUCUCUCCAGAUGGUACAGAACGUUCUAAACGAAGAGGCAGCCUGGCAGCAGUCACACCAUCAGUUCAGGAAACAUUUGGCAGAGGACUAUGCUGCCUUCCCUGAUGUAGUUAUUCCACUGCAAGCUGCCAUUUUGCAGAUGCAACAUGGCCUGAGACUUGUGGCUUCUGAAGUCCAUAGAACAACCUUCAGCUGUUUUGUCUGCCCAGUCAAGCUUGGCACUCUGGUUGCUUCUCUGCUGUCAUUUCCUUCUGUUGGUGGCACCUUCCCCAGUUACCUUGCCCAUGCAGAUGCUUUGUGCUCUGUGAACUCCCUGGAUGUCCUUCAUGGCCUAAAGAGGUUACUGCUUAAAUACUCUUCUGAGGAUUCUGGCAGAGAGGAGAAGGUGUGCCCUACCCGGGAGCAGCUGCUAGUGAAUGCUUUGUUGUAUCUCCAUUGCCAUGUGCUGUCUAAGGCAGAACUGGACCAUAAAUCUCUGCAACUUUUUAGACAUUUGUGUCAGGUAAUUAUAAAUGAAUGGGAUGAACAAGAGUGCCAGGCCCAGGAAGAGGAGGAUCAGAAAAACAGUAUUUAUAGGUACAGGACCAAGAGUCAUGGAAGUGGCCUCACUGAAGAGGAAGAGGAAGAGAGAGAAUUCAGGAGAAAAUUCCCACUUCAUGAGAAGGAUUUUGAAGACAUUACAACUCAGGCAAGCCUUGAAGAAAAAAUAGAAAUGGAGGAUGGUUUUGAAAGUGAAGCAGUUCCUGAAAAAACUCUCUUUUCUUAUCACUCGAUGAAAACCGUAAUGACAGUUCAUCAGCAGCUUUGUCUUUACUUCGCACGAUCCUUGUGGUAUCAGCAAAGCCUGCCCUGUCAUCAGGCUAAGCAUCACUUGAGUACAUUUCUUUCCUGUUACCAGACUGGUGCUUCACUAGUGGCUCACUUUUAUCCUUUGAUUGGUUCUGAGAUGAAUGAUAAUCUUCAUGGCAGCCAACUUCUAGCUAACACAAUCCUGCAAAAUACACUUUUUCAAGAAGGGGCUUCGGAACUUGCACUGCAGAAUGAAGGGCCUUAUGACUUCUAUCAUCAUCCUAAUGUUCAACAAGUACAACAGUGUCAACAUGUUCUUGAAAACUUCACAAAAGAAGUGAAGGCACUAUUGAAAGAAUGGCCUGAACACCCUGCACUUGUCCAGCUCUUGAUUGUAUUGGACAGAAUCCGUAGUUUUCCACUCUCCAGUCCCCUCUCAAAGAUCCUGAAUGGCUUGGAAAUUCUGCUGGACAAGUCUCAGGAUUGGGAAGAGAAUGCUAGUCAAGCUGUCUCUCUUAGGAAACAUCUUGAUUUGGUCACUCAGCUGAUCAUACAGUGGCGUAAACUAGAGCUGAAUUGUUGGUCUGUUAGUCUGGACAACAUAAUGAAACAUCACACAGAAAAAUCGAUGAAACACUGGUUUUCAGUCUAUCAAAUGAUUGAAAAAUAUAGGCAAGAACAGACAGAGAAGAAAACAGAAGACAUGAAUUUAAAAGCAGUGGUCAGUACACUGCAAGCUUUCAUAGAAGGAUCCACAUUGGGGGAAUUUGACACACGGCUUCAAAUGCUGUUGGAAUUCCACUGCCACGUCUUACUGAUGCCGCAGGUGGAAGGAAAUGAUACACUAUGCAAUGUAUUAUGGAAUCUAUACAAUUAUUAUAAGCAGUUUUCAGAAUGUGUGCAAACAAGGCUGACUGAACUUCGUAAUCCUAUAGAAAAAGAAUUGAAGGAGUUUGUGAAAAUCUCUAAGUGGAAUGAUGUCAGCUUUUGGGCUAUAAAACAGUCUGUGGAGAAGACACACAGGACACUUUUUAAGUUUAUGAAGAAAUUUGAAGCUGUUCUCAAUGAACCCUGCCAAUCUGCCUUGGUGGAGACAGCCAAAGAAGAACAACUUGCUUCCUUGCAGAAAUGCAAGAUGUCGGAUAGCCAAGAAACUCAAAUUCAGAGCCUGAACAACAUAUUAAGAAAAAAACUGACUGCUAAAACAGAUGCUACCCAGGUUCAUUUAGAGGAAUUCCAGGGAGAUAUGUUUAACCCAGAAUCCCUUCAAGGGCGCUUACCUCAACUUACAAAACGAAUGAAGAAGAUAUGCACAACUCUAGUGAAGAACAACUUGUUUUUGGAUCUGGUUGAGAGCCUUGACAAUUUCACAGGUGACAUCAUUUCCUCUACCCAUGAUCUGCAGCACAUGUCUGUGAAUCCAGCUGCAGACAAGGAAAAACAGAAGUCUGAGGUCAAGCAUUUACUUGUACAGAAACAAAGGGCCCUCACAGAGCUCUUUAAAAACCUUGCAGAUACAGGGUUGUCAUAUCGCAAAGGCCUUUCUUGGUCUCGUUUGAAAACUUCCCAGGAUCUGCUUUUCCUUCAUCCACUGGAUUUGCACAGUGCAUUAGCCUUGGUUAAUGACACACAGAAACUGGACACAACGUUACUCUCUGAGAUUUCUUCAUCCUGGGAUGGAUGCCAGAAAUACUUCUAUCAGUCUCUUGCACGCCACUGUAGGCUUCAGACAGCAUUACUGGCUCCUUCAAAGGAAAUUGGACUUGGCACCAUUGAGCGAUGUAAAGGAUUCACUGCACACCUCAUGAAGAUGCUUGUCAAGCAGAGGAGCUCACUCACUGCUUUGACUGAGCAGUGGAUUAUCCUGAGGAAUCUUCUAAGCUGUGUACAGGAGAUUGAUGCCAGGUUGAAUGUUGCUAGUGAAUAUGAAGUAGCAUUUCCUCCUCAAGAUGGUGUUCAGCAGUGGACGGACAGAUUGCAGUACCUUGCCAUGCAGUGUGUGGUGGUCCUAGAGCAGCUGUCCUGGUUUAUACAGUGCUGUCCAAAAGGCCAAUCCUUGAAUGCUUCCAGGACAGAAAAACAUUCUGAAGCCACUGAACUGAAUUCAUCUAAUGUUCUGAAGUCAGUGCCUGAGUUUAACCCUUCAGAGCUACAACAUUUCACUCCAGUAGCUGUAGAUCAGCUGCCCAUUGGAUGCAAGAUGCGAAAACAUGAUCCAUUGUGUCAAGAACUGGUUUCCAGAGUGAAAGAGAUGCUGGUGGAGGUUAAGGCAGUAAAAUCAGAUGUGGACAGAAUAAGACAACUGUCUUGUGAGACUCUCUUCCAUUCCUGGAAAAGCUUUGAAGUGUGCUCAUCAGGGAUAGAAUGUUUGUUGAAGGUUUCAACCCAGCUGCAGGAUAUAGAGUCUUUGUUUGUCCUGCCUGAGAUGGAAGUCAAUCAAGCUGCCUCACGGAUGGCAUUAAUUAGAAGUCUUGUAUACAUCCAAGGAGAAAUUAAUAAAAGUGUAGAUGACUUUGCUAUCUGGAAGACGCAACUCUUCAGUUCAAUUUCACAUUGUAAUGGGCACCAAAAAUCAGAUGAUGGAUUCGUAGAACUCUUCUCGGAACAAAUAGAACUUGCAAUCCAAGCUAUCCUGAGUGCAAUACAGUGUUUGGUAGAAAGAAAAAACGAAAAAGAGAACGAUACCUCUCUGAAGGAGGAUGGGGAAGAACCCUCUGUUGACAGGCUCAAGGCAGGACAUUUAACUAAACUCUUGGAUGAAGACAUUUGUGCAGAUGUGAAUUCUUUGCAUGUACAGAAAAUAAUAUCAGUAAUUUCAGAACUCCUGGAGCGUCUAAAAUCCUAUGGUGAAGAUUACACUGCAUACAAAUGCAAGCUUUUCAAUCAAUCCUGCCACUUGCUGGUGCGUCUAAUGCCAAUACUUUACAAUUAUUCCAAUAUUAUCCUCUUCUACUUCACUGUUUCCUUGGCCACACAUAGGAGCACUGGGAAAUUGCUUUCUGUUCUAGCUAACAUCUUUACUGAACUGGCCCUAAAGGGGUUUUGUUUACCAAAAGAGCUAAUGGAAGAUGCUGCAGGAGAAGGAGGAACAGAAUUCCAUGAUUAUGAAGGAGGUGGCAUUGGAGAAGGGGAAGGCAAAAAGGAUGUGAGUGACAAGAUAGAAAAUGAAGACCAGGUAGAAGACACUUACCAAAAGGGGCAAGAAAAAGAGAAUGAAGACCCAGAAUCGAAACCAGAUAUUGAAGGAGAGGAUAAUGCAGUUGAAAUGUCAGAUGAUUUUGAAGGAAAAACCUACGAUGGGGAGCAAGAAAAGCAAGAUGAUGAUGAAAAAUCUGAUGAAGAGGUAGACAAGCAGAUGGGAAAUCUUGGAGAUGCGGAAGCUGACAAAUUGGAUGAGAGGCUUUGGGGAGAGGAGGAGGAUGACGACGGCGACGAUGAGAGUGAUAAUGAGGGUAGUGUAACAGAAACUGGACCAGGAAUGGAUGAGGGUGAUUCAGAACUUGUGGCAAAAGAUGACAAUAUGGAUGUAGACAAUAAAAAUGAUAAGAAAUCUCCCAAAGAUGAAGAAAAAGAGAAGCAAGCAGAUGAAGGUGAAACCAAAGAGAAAAUCCAUGAGCAAAUAGAUGAGCGUGAAUAUGAUGAGAAUGAGGUAGAUCCCUAUCACAGAAAUCAAGAGAAACAAACUGAAGCUGAAGCGUUGGAUCUUCCUCAGGACCUGAAUUUAGAGAAUGGAGACAAGGAUGACAAAGACGAUGAAGAAGAAGAAGGAGAAAAUCCUUUUGAGAUAGAAGAGAAAACAAUGGAUGUAGAUGAAAAAGAAAUGAAGGAGAAGGAUUCUGGAGGUACAGAUGAAGAUGAUCAAGAUCCUGAGCAAGCUGAGAAAGAUUCCUCUGAAGAAAAAGGUGAAGGAGAAGAGGAAAUGGAAGAGGAAACAAAAGAAGAAGAAAACACAGAUGCAAACAUAGAUGAAGAAGAGGAGGCACCAACAGAAAACCCCAAAGAAUCCCCUGAAGAAGAGAGAGAAAGAGGCAUCCCUGCUGCAGAUCAAGGCCUUAAUCCUCAGGUUUCACUUAUUACUUUAUUAAUGGAAGAGGAGGAUAUCAGUAAUCCUGACAAGGAUGAGCAGUUACCUGAUGCUGUAGAGAGAAUGGAACAUGAAACGUAUGGGCAGACAGGAGACGAGAACCUGCAGAGUGAUAGCGCGGUAGAACUGGCUGGUACUGCUUCUGAAAAGGACCAAGCAAAAGAGGAGCAUGGAAGUGGAGCUGCUGAUGCAAAUCAAUCAGAAGGACAUGAAUCUGAGUUAAUGGCACGACUGGCUUCUGAGAAACAAAGCAGAAAAAAUACACAGAGUUUUAAGAGAAAACCUGGCCAAGCUGACAAUGAGCGCUCAACAGGAGAUCACAGUCAACGAGUUCACAAGCGUUUGAGAACCGUAGAAUCCAGCAGUGAAGCAGAGCAGACUGAUCAGCCGAAACAAAACAUGGGAGAAGCCGAUGCAUUUAAGCACAUUAAACAAGGCAGUGAAUCCUAUGAUGCACAGACUUAUGAUGUAGCUAGUGAAGAACAACAAAAACCGAUCAUGCCCACUAUGGAAGACAAUGAAGAACCAAUUGCUGAAGAUGUAGCUAUGGAAACAGAAGCUCAGAAUGCUGAGGAUCUUAGAGCCGUUGAGACAGAGAAACUGAAUCCAGAAGUAAAGACAUCUGGUGCUUCUAAAUCUGGUGUAGGGUCUGAGGAGGUAGAGUUGGACAGCCAAGUUCUCAGUUCUGAAGAUGAUGAAGAGCGUGGAGCAGACAAAUCACAAUCAGAAGUACAGCCAGACAGAAACAAAAACUCUACCAUACAUACCGCCUAUCAGUUCCUGAAGGAUACAACUAUCCAGUGCAUUGUUAAGAAUCCUGAAGAGCUAAGACAAGAACUAGAAAAGCAACUGGAAGCUUGGCAAACUGGAAACACUGCUGAGGAAAAGGCAGCAGCAGAGAUGUGGCAGAGAUAUCUUCUCCUCACUGCACCUCUUUCACAGCAGCUCUGUGAGCAGCUCCGACUUAUACUAGAGCCAACUCAGGCAGCCAAAUUGAAAGGUGAUUAUAGAACAGGAAAAAGACUGAACAUGCGCAAAGUAAUUCCAUAUGUCGCCAGCCAGUUCCGAAAGGAUAAAAUCUGGUUACGAAGGACCAAGCCCAGCAAAAGACAGUACCAAAUUUGCUUGGCCCUUGAUGACUCAGCCAGUAUGGUAGACAACCACUCUAAACAGCUUGCUUAUGAAUCCCUGGCAGUGAUUGGAAAUGCUUUGACUCUCUUAGAAGCGGGGCAGAUUGCUGUGUGCAGUUUUGGUGAGACAGUUCAGCUGCUACAUCCAUUUCAUGAACAAUUCAAUGAUCAAUCAGGAAGCCGGAUACUUCAGCUCUGCAAAUUUGAACAAAAGAAAACUAAGAUAGCUCAGUUCCUAGAAUCCUCAACUAAUAUGUUUGCUGCAGCACAGCAGUUCUCUCAAAACAUCAACCCUGACACUGCUCAGCUACUCCUAAUUGUAUCAGAUGGAAGAGGUCUUUUCCUUGAGGGCAAGGAGCGUGUCACAGCAGCUGUUCAAUGUGUCCAGAAUGCAAAUAUCUUUGUCAUUUUUGUAGUGUUGGACAACCCUAAUUCACGGGAUUCCAUCUUGGACAUUAAAGUACCUGUGUUCAAAGGCCCAGGAGAACUGCCAGAAAUAAGGUCAUACAUGGAAGAAUUUCCCUUUCCUUUCUACAUCAUUCUCAGAGAUGUGAAUGCCCUCCCAGAGACGCUCAGUGAUGCACUCAGGCAGUGGUUUGAACUGGUGACUGGUUCAGAUAUCCUGUAGCACUUGCCAGGUCAAUGAAUACAUGGUUGCCAGUGAAUGACAAAGUUCAUCAGCAAAUUUGAGCAGACGAGCCAGAAACUAUAUCCUAACGUGCAUUCUUCCUUAUCAGUGAAGGAGUCUAUGCGAACCAUGAUGGAUAAGGACUCUCUUCACUUACUUCCUUGCCUAUAUCUGGAAAGAGUGGAAAUCUACAUUUUCCCUUUUUUACUCUCAGAAUAAUUUAUUCUAAGGUUUAUUUGUUUUCAUAUCAUUAAGAAAUAUGUGGCUCCCAAGACUCUAUUUCUAUAGUAGUAAGAAACUAGUUUGCUUCUGAGAGGGGAAGUUGCAACUAGAACUGUUAAGCAUAAUAAAAAAAUAAGUGUCCGUCUUGGGACACGUCAGUGGACCCUAUGUUUGGGGGGGGGGGGAAUGAAUCUUACACAGCCAAAAAAAAUCCUACUUGAAUACUUGAAACUGUUGCUGAACAGUUGCUGGUUGUUUGAUAAUGCUUGAAGGGUAUUUUUUAUGAAAGACUCUGCAUUAUCAUUUUACACUGUGAAGUUUGCCCCCUGUACAAGGCAAAUAAUGAUAAACACAUUUUGGUAUCCUAAAAGCAUGCGCAGGACUCUUUCUGUCUCACCCUACUCCCAACCCCCAAACCUUUUCACAUUGGAAAAACUAUGCAUCAAACGUGAUUACUAAUAAAGAUGUUUUGCUGUUUUUAA
This is a messenger RNA of Rhineura floridana, 17560 nucleotides long. RefSeq names its product midasin AAA ATPase 1 (gene MDN1). The transcript is spliced from 102 exons. Gene Ontology annotation, biological process: rRNA processing; ribosomal large subunit assembly. NCBI's taxonomy places the organism in Eukaryota, Metazoa, Chordata, Lepidosauria, Squamata, Rhineuridae. Gene Ontology annotation, molecular function: ATP binding; ATP hydrolysis activity. Gene Ontology annotation, cellular component: preribosome, large subunit precursor; nucleus. The record is from RefSeq and is a predicted model, not a curated record. The coding region runs from base 210 to 16856 and encodes 5548 amino acids.